This is a messenger RNA of Cydia strobilella, 1265 nucleotides long. RefSeq names its product orcokinin peptides-like (gene Ork). NCBI's taxonomy places the organism in Eukaryota, Metazoa, Arthropoda, Insecta, Lepidoptera, Tortricidae. The coding region runs from base 136 to 705 and encodes 189 amino acids. The record is from RefSeq and is a predicted model, not a curated record. The transcript has 7 exons.
GACGUGAAUGUUUACAGUGCAAGGCAACGUGGGGCGUCGCUCCGCCCAGCGGCCGGUAUAUAAGGGCGCGCGGCGGCCUCCACGGCACAUCGCCACCAACCACCGCCGCAGCCAGCCACCACCAACACCACUGAGAUGACAAUGAUGCGUGUUGCCGGCGGAGCGCUGGCCGUGACUCUCGCGGCUCUCCUAGUCUGCUGCAAUGCUGAUGCUCAUCAGGAACAGGACGUCAGCGCCGCCGAGCACAACUUCGAUCGCUUCGACUCCGGUCACAAGGCCCCAAGCGCGGAGAGUAGUAUCGUGAGGCAAGUUCGUGAAACUCACCACUCCGGUCUUCUGCCUUACCUGGCUCGGCGAUACGACAGCAACCCGUACAGCGACAAGCAGAUGUGGGCGCUGGCAGGCGGCUACGGAUAUUACGGAGAGCCCCCCAAGCGCAAUUUCGACGAGAUCGACCGAUCUGAGCUGGGUUUCAUGAGGAAGCGCAACUUCGACGAGAUCGACCAGACGUCGAUGCCCUUCCCCUACGCGAAGCGGUUCUACCACAUGUUCGGCCCCAACUACCUCGACACCCCUGUGUCGAUCUACGACAAGAAAAGGAACCGACCGGACUACCCCAUGGACGAGAUCGACCUCUCCCAUUUCCCCAUCGGCUCCAAACGCUCCAUGGACUCCUUUCCCCUCUCUCCCCGCGCACGGCGCUAAACUGACGAAUACUUUGACCCUUAUUCUGUGAUGUGCAUUUAUUUUCACCCUCCAUUGAACGGGAAAUACAAUUAAAGAAUAGAUAAACAUCUCGUGUGUGACAUUCACUUGCUGAAAUUUUUAAACAAUACUUCCUACGUUUAGGACUGAGCUGAUACUUUGAUAUACUUUUAUUAUUGUUACGUCCAUCAAUAUAAUCCAUACUGUUUAAGUUUUAUCAUUUAGUGUCCCUACUAAUUAUAUCUAGCAAUGAGUGCAUACAAUUUGCAUUGUGCACCAAUUUCUUUGUGAACUCAUUAAAUAGAACUAAGAUAAAUGUAAUAAAAAGUGUUUAAAUGGACGUUAGUUACAAAAAUAUUAAAUUAUGAUAAAUAACUUUAACUGUUGUUAAGGAGAGGGAGGUUUCAAUUCUCUAGAUGUUAUAUCGAUAUUAUGCAAAGAUUAUUAUGAAUACCUAAAAGAUGUACCUGUAAAUUAUUUUUUCAUGUUUACGUAAGAUGCAUGGCAUGUAAUACUUUUAAUUUAUUUAUUUUUAUUAUAAAUAUAUUGAUUGAAAAGUC